UCUUUCACUAUGUUUUUGAACUGCUGUGAGUCACCAAACUGGAAUACAACUAUUAUAGUUAGCCAUAUAGGAACUCUGUUUCUCUCUGCUACAGAACUACAGUACCUCAGCCCGAGCUGGCUUAACCUCAAUCUUUGCAACAUUUUGUGUGGUUUUCUGCAAGACAAAAGGAUCUGUAUUUUUCUGCUUGUCUUCAAUCAAGAUGAAGUUGCUUCUAGUUGUUACUGCUUUUUUGGCUGUGACCAGCUGUGCCAGCAUCUCUCUUGGAGAUCUGGAGUUUCAUGCAUGGAAGCUCAAGUUUGAAAAGUCCUAUGACUCUCCAUCAGAGGAGGCUCAUCGGAAGCAGAUCUGGCUCAACAACCGUGAAUUUGUGCUGAUUCACAACAUAUUAGCAGACCAGGGUUUCAAGUCAUACCGCCUCGGUAUGACCUACUUUGCUGACAUGGAAAAUGAGGAAUACAAGCACCUGAUUUCCCAGGGCUGCCUUGGUUCCCUCAAUGUUUCCCUGCCUCACAAUGGUUCUGCGUUUCUCCGGCUACCUGAAGAUAUUGAUCUGCCCGACACUGUUGACUGGAGAGAAAAGGGAUAUGUCACUGAUGUCAAGGAUCAGAAGAAGUGUGGCUCCUGCUGGGCCUUCAGUGCAACUGGUGCACUGGAGGGUCAGCACUUCAGGAAGACAGGAAAAUUGGUGUCUCUGAGUGAACAGCAGUUGGUGGACUGCUCUCGCAGCUUUGGGAACCAUGGCUGCCAAGGAGGCUUGUCAUACCAGGCUUUUCACUACAUUAUAUUCAAUGGAGGAAUUGACACUGAGGCGUCCUACCCUUAUGAGGCUAGGGAUGGACUAUGCCGUUACAACCCCAAUGCUAUUGGUGCCAAAUGCACUGGCUAUGUUCAUGUGAGUUACUCUGAUGAAGCUGCACUGAAGUCUGCUGUGGCUACCUUUGGACCGAUAUCUGUGUCCAUUGAUGCUUCUCAUCGAUCGUUUCAACUCUACCAUUCAGGAUUGUAUGAUGAGCCGGCCUGCAGCAGCCUAGGUUUGGGCCAUGCUGUGCUGGUUGUGGGUUAUGGUACUUUGACUGGACACGACUACUGGCUGGUCAAGAACAGCUGGGGACUUGGAUGGGGAGAGAUGGGAUACAUUAAGAUGAGCAGGAACAAGUACAACCAGUGUGGGAUUGCCACUCGAGGAAUCUGCCCUCUGGUCUAAUGAGGUGGGAGUAAACUCAUCCUCAUUUUGUCCUUAUUUGACAAAUAAUUACUUAAAAUACCAUUUAAGCAUGUGUAAUUUCUGAUAUUCAAACGGUAUGUUUUUACAGUACACUACAGCUUACUGUAGGAUCGUGGUUAUGGGUAUUAGUUUUUUAGUUUUAUCUAAAUUAACUGAGUUAUAAGACAGUAUCUUUUUUAUGGUGUUAACCAGUCUCUCUUUUCCCAAAACUGCAAUUCACAUUGAGAUAUAAACAUUUACAUUUGCGUUUUUACUGUAGUGGUGGGUAUGACUUAAUAACCAUCUUGUGAUGUUACCAUUAGAACUAUUAAUCCGUUGAUCAAUCAGCUUUAUUCAGAAAGAGAACCUCAGCCCUUGUGGGAUGCAUUUCUAUCCAGUUUUCUGCAGAUUUUUGUGUUUAAUCCAGAAUAAAGCAGAUUUACUGAAUAUCUGCUGGCUUUUUCUGUAGAGUUGUCAGUGACAGUUUUGUUUCAUUUAGAAAUGUUUAAAUACUUAUUAAUACCAAUGAAAUGAUAUUGCUGAUUAAUGCACCUUUUGCUGUUCCUUCCUUAUCAGGUGUGUGAGUGGGUGGAUUUACUAUGUUAACAAUAUUAAAUCAUUGGUAAAAUGUAUCAGUCAAAUCAAAUUAUGUACUGCUGAUACAUUUCUCUAAAAUCCAUGUGGGUUUUCAACAUUUAUUUGGUAUUUCAUGGAUUCCAAUUGAGUUCCCAUUGGCUCAACUUUGAGAGUCACCAAUAUGUAUAAACAGCAUAUCAUUACACUUAAGCAAAUUAAUUACAUGCUGUUUGUUGUGGAAAAUAAAACCAAACUGAUUUUCUGGGAUUUAUUGAAAGAAUCCAUCACUCCAGCACAAACAAGGCUCAUACCAUGAUUUUAAGUUGCUUUAAGUUGUAAAUCAGUCAGAUUUGACCCAAACACGACAGGAAGGUUAAAGCUUCUGUUAAAAUGUUCAGCAAUGCUUGAUUUAAUCUUGCUUGAUGUUGAGAAAUGUGUGAUAUAUCAUGCCAUUAACCAUUGAAAAUGUUUAUUAAAAAACUCCUUACCUUCACCUGUCCCUCCCUCAGAAUAUCCUCAAGCGCUGAUGCAAUAGCUGAUCCUGUCUGUUUUCAGAGGGAGAAACAUUUCGUCGCUCAUCCAAGUGACUUCUUGGAAAAGUCACUAUAACAAGUAUGAUUCAAUGCAGAGAGGUCUAUUAACACAUAGUGAGUGAAAAAGGUGACUGAAAAGCAAUGCAUCAUGGGAGUCCCCCAGCAGCCUACCCCUAUUGCAGCAUUACUAAGGAAGGAUUCAGGGUCACCUGAUCCAUCCCUAGCUUUAUGAUUUAGCAAAAAGGAAAGUUUUAAGCCCAAUCUUUAAAGUAGAGACAGUGUCUGUGUCCCGAGUCCAAACUGGAAGCUCGUUCCACAGAAGAGUGGCCUAGGAAUAUUCAGACCUCAGUCAGGCGGAAGAAAUGUUUCUCCUUUAUAAAGUUUUAUUACACAAAAUUAAACGGUUAUAAUUUCAGCACCGUGGAGAGUGCACAUAAAUUUCACUGUAUUUACUGUGCUCUAAUGCAAGACUGUUUUUAGUGGUGGACACAAAUUCAACUGCAUGUACUUUCACACUGCAUGAGAUAAAGAUUACAGACAGACACAUGUACACACGCGAUUUUUCUUGAUUUAGUAAAUCUGGGUCUUAAUGGUGUAACCACUUAUUUCAGUUGAGACCUGCUGAAUAAAACUUUCAUUUUGCAAACUA
Molecule: messenger RNA, 2965 nt
Organism: Haplochromis burtoni (Burton's mouthbrooder)
Lineage: Eukaryota; Metazoa; Chordata; Actinopteri; Cichliformes; Cichlidae
Product: procathepsin L
Exons: 7
Coding region: 203-1207 (334 amino acids)
Biological process (GO): immune response
Cellular component (GO): lysosome
Molecular function (GO): cysteine-type endopeptidase activity
Source: RefSeq, a predicted model, not a curated record